CUACAUCGCAGCACCACUAUCACUUUGCUGUAAUUGUUUACCGGAGGUGUUCAGAUUUACAGUCAAUCAGAUGACUGAGUUCAUUGUUAAAGGGAAGAGUCAGAUGCCGGCCUCUGGAGUUGAUUGGUGGGAAGCUGUAAAUCCACUUAUGAAGCUUGGAUUGCUCCAUUGGAUUGGUGCAGCUAUAUUUUUUUGGGGUUGGAUUCAUCAACGCCGAUGUCAUGUAAUUCUUGGUUCAUUGAGGUCACGCCCGGGAGAAAUUGACAAGUAUGUAAUUCCCCGUGGAGAUUGGUUUGAAAUUGUUUCAUCACCACACUACCUGGCUGAGAUUGUCAUAUAUGUUGGACUGCUGAUUGCCAGUGGAGGAGAUCUGACUGUGUGGUUACCAUUGGGAUUUGUGGUAGCAAACCUGGCAUUUGCAGCAGCAGAAACACAUAGGUGGUAUCACAGCAAAUUUGACAAUUACCCUAGGAAUCGUCGUGCUAUAAUCCCCUACGUUUAUUAGUGUAGAUUAUGAUAAAUCGCCACAACGUUGUUGGGCAAAUACUGCUAAGCUCUAAGAAUAUCAGGCAUACAUGGAAUAAAAAUAUUCCCCCAUGGGGAUUAAAGUGAAACUAAAAUAUGCAAUGCUAUCUGGAGUUUGGUUUAUUCUCUGUAAUUGUGAGGACAGUAUGUUCAAUGAAAUGGAUGACUUGUG
Rubroshorea leprosula is the source of this 697-nucleotide messenger RNA. NCBI's taxonomy places the organism in Eukaryota, Viridiplantae, Streptophyta, Magnoliopsida, Malvales, Dipterocarpaceae. The record is from the annotation of a GenBank genome assembly.